CGACGCUGGCCGCUCUCCUCGCCGGCUGCGCGGCUGGUGGGACGCUGGGGGCGCCGCCGGGCUGGGCGCGCCGAAGAUGAGCGCCGGGCACGUCGUCUGCACGGGCUGGCUCAUCAAGUCGCCCCCGGAGAAGAAGCUCAAGCGAUACGCUUGGCGGAAGCGCUGGUUCGUGUUGCGUCAAGGCCGGAUGAGCGGCAACCCCGACGUCCUGGAAUACUAUCGGAACAGCCACUCCAAGAAGCCAAUCCGGGUGAUUGACCUGAACGAGUGUGAGGUGGUGAAGCACUCGGGGUCCAACUUCAUCAAGAAGGAAUUCCAGAACAACUUCGUCUUCGUUGUGAAGACGACUUACCGCACCUUCUACCUUGUGGCCAAGUCCGAGGAGGAAAUGCAGCUAUGGGUGCACCACAUCACGCAGAUCUGUAACUUCGGGCAUUUGGAAGACGGCACAGAUUCGGGGGACAGCCUCUCCCACACCACUUCCUCCCCACAGCCCUCCCCAGCUGCUUCUGCCCACGCUUUGAGGAUUGGGGACCCCUCCUUUCCGGCCGACCAGGCCACCGCUGAUGCUUCUGCGGCCGAGGAAACGGCAAGCGAAUCCGAGUCAGUCAUUCUUCCCGACUAUCUCUUCUUGUCCAACUGUGAGACCGGAAAACUCAGCCAUGUCAGGUGCCACAGCUGGUCCAAUUCUGAUCGAUCCUUAGAGCAGACGUCGUCGGACGACGUGUUUGUCGACUUCGUGGCUUCUCAGCCCUCGCUCUAUUUGCAGCCCUCCAGCAGCCUGCUGCAAGAGCUGACGGGUCAAGGGGUUCUCCUUCGGAACACGGACUCGAGCGGGCCUCCUUCCAGCGACUUCUCGUCUUCCUCUCCUUUAUCGGCAGCUCCGUUAACGCCAACUGUCCUGGGCGACAAAAGCCAGAACCCUCUUUCCUAUGGCGUUUCCGAACACGAUGUUCUGGGCAACGCGCCGCCGCCGAGGCCUCCGAAGCCAACGCGCCUCUCGGACAGGAGGCCCGAAGAGCAGUGCCUCGGGGUGCUUCGCAACGGACACGCCGGGGUCUCCGGCGCUCAGGGGGCUGUGGUGCCGAGACGGAUCUCCUUGUCCGGCUUGGACAGCAUGAGGAGCUGGAGAGCUGACAUGGAAGAAAACUCCUUAAGACGCCGGGAUAAGAGGCUUAGCUUGAAUUUGCCCUGUCGGUUUAGCCCGCUCUACUCCUGCGCGUCCAACAGUUCGGAGGACAGCUACGUGCCCAUGCACCCCAGCGGCUCCCCGCCCAUCUCCGGGUCAUCCGAUUGCACCCCCGACGGCUACAUUCCCAUGAGCCCAGGCUCAGCUGCGUUUGCUCUUUCCACGGCCAGUGCCGACAAACACUCCAGCCCGCUGCCCGAACUCCCCAACGACCUGGAACCGCCUCCGGUGAACCGGGAGCUUAAACCUCGCCGGAAAUUCCGACCACCUCCCCUGGACCUGCGGAAUCUUUCCACCAUCCGAGAACAUCCUGCCUUAACCAGAACAUGGACCGUGCCUUACAAUCGAACAAGCUUUAUCUCUCCAGAAAGAGACGGCAUUAAUUCAGCGAGAAUCUUUGCCAGUUCAAUUUCCGGAGCGGAGGAAGAAAGUUACAUUCAAAUGGAGCACCAGCAAGCAACAUCUCCCUAUAAUGGAGCAUUCCAGUGGCCAAAGAAGUUUAACCUUGAUUACUUAGCAUUGGAUUUUAAUUCCGCGUCUCCAUCCCCUGUACAAAAGAAACCAUUUUUCUCCGAAGAACAAAGAGUGGAUUACGUCCAGGUGGAUGAGCAAAGAACUCAGGCUCUCCAGAACACUAAACAAGAAUGGACAGAUGAAAGGCAAUCCAAAGUUUGAAAGGGGAGAAGGAACCUUUUUUGUGGUUAGCUUGAUUUUGCACAUUGAAAUCCAGGUAAGUUGAACGAUCCAGCGAAGACGGUGAGAAAGCGGUCACAGGUGGCGUGGAAGUAGGUGGCCGUCCGCCACUUUUUGCGAGCGAUGGCUUUCGGCUACGGAAGGGACGUGUCGGUGAGAAAGGACCGGUUUGCAGUUUCUCGAAAUGACACCGUCGCUGCCAUCGCCUCGGUCGCCCCUUCCGGCAAUGGAAACAUGGUACCAUUUUAGGACCUGAACGCAGGGGUGGCACCUUUGAACACUGAAUGGGAACAAAAGCCUUGCUGUGUCUCGUGAAUCACUGUAAUUACUUCUUACUUGUUGUUGUUCGUGUUUUAAUCCUCCCUAUUUAGCAGGUGCUGCCUCUACUGUAGCAUCUGGUACUGACAGGUAUUGGGGAAUAAGGGCUAAACUUGCAAAAGCAUAGAAAAUAACUUUUGUGGGAGGGAAGCCGGGAGGGUGGGAUAUCCCUUGGUAAGUAAUGUUUGGGUUUUCGUUGAUCAUGUUGGAAAGUGUAAAUAGGACUUUGCACUGUUGAUGAUGGAAAUCGUUGCUGGACGGACACACACACACACACCUUCAAUCGUCCUAAUCACAGACUGGCAUCCGUCAUGGUUCUGCAAUGGCCAAUUGCUCAUGAUGCAUUUGGGGACAGGGGGGACGGGGCUGGGUUUCUCCUCCGCUGCGAGGAGUUGCUUUAAAUGUAGCGAAAGCUCUCCUGUGCGUCCUCUGACUCCCAAGGCUUUGCUUUCGAAAGGAACUGACGGACGCCUGCAAAGGCGUUUUUUGCAUGCUCUGGCGCGUUUGGACCAAGUUCUGGGCUGCAAAGAAGAAGAUGCCGUUGGAAUUCGCCAAGACGACUAUCCAGUUUUUGAAUCCCAACGAAACAGGAUUGUACCGGAUCAUAGACACAGACACCCGCCCCCCCCGAGCACGGCGUAAUUGUCGCUCGAAAAUUACUGGAACGAACCUGACUCAGCCCUUUUAGCACUAAGAUAUUUUACUUCACAUUUAGCCUUCUUUUAAUAAAAUAAACGAGGACGUGA
Messenger RNA from Elgaria multicarinata webbii, 2946 nucleotides. RefSeq names its product GRB2 associated binding protein 3 (gene GAB3). Gene Ontology annotation, biological process: signal transduction. NCBI's taxonomy places the organism in Eukaryota, Metazoa, Chordata, Lepidosauria, Squamata, Anguidae. Bases 77 to 1864 code for a protein of 595 amino acids. Gene Ontology annotation, molecular function: signaling adaptor activity. Gene Ontology annotation, cellular component: cytoplasm. The transcript is spliced from 10 exons. The record is from RefSeq and is a predicted model, not a curated record.